This is a messenger RNA of Elephantulus edwardii (Cape elephant shrew), 1574 nucleotides long. It is a transcript of the gene NR1H4, whose product is annotated as nuclear receptor subfamily 1, group H, member 4. The transcript has 9 exons. Gene Ontology annotation, biological process: cell differentiation; negative regulation of inflammatory response; bile acid signaling pathway. The record is from RefSeq and is a predicted model, not a curated record. Gene Ontology annotation, molecular function: RNA polymerase II cis-regulatory region sequence-specific DNA binding; zinc ion binding; nuclear receptor activity. Lineage: Eukaryota; Metazoa; Chordata; Mammalia; Macroscelidea; Macroscelididae. Bases 23 to 1483 code for a protein of 486 amino acids.
AGUUGCUGUGAAAAAGCAAAGAAUGGUAAUGCAGUUUCAGGGGCUAGAAAAUUCCAUUCAAAGUAGUCCUCGCCCCAGCCACUCAGCGUCAGGAAUCAUCAUGGAAAUGAUUGGCAUGAAAACUGCUAAAGGUGUACUCACAGAACAAGCAGCAGGUUCUCUGGGACAGAAUCUAGAUGUGGAAUUGUAUUCACAAUACAGCAAUGCUCAGUUUUCCCAAGUUCAGCCACAAAUUUCCUCAUCAUCUUAUUAUUCCAACUUGGGCUUCUACCCUCAGCAGCCCGAAGAAUGGUACUCUCCAGGAAUUUAUGAACUCAGGCGAAUGCCAUCUGAAACUCUCUACCAGGGAGAGACUGAGGUUGCAGAGAUUCCUGUCAUCAAGAAGGCUCGAAUGGGCCCGUCAACAGGGAGAAUAAAGGGGGACGAGCUGUGUGUCGUUUGUGGAGACAGAGCAUCUGGAUACCAUUAUAAUGCGCUCACCUGUGAAGGGUGCAAAGGUUUCUUCAGAAGAAGCAUUACCAAAAACGCCGUGUACAAGUGUAAAAACGGGGGCAACUGCGUGAUGGACAUGUACAUGCGAAGAAAGUGCCAAGAGUGUCGACUACGGAAGUGCAAAGAGAUGGGAAUGUUGGCUGAAUGUAUGUAUACAGGUUUGUUAACGGAAAUCCAGUGUAAAUCUAAACGACUGAGAAAAAACGUGAAGCAACAUGGAGAUCAGCUGGGCAAUGAAGACGGUGAAGGACGGGACUUGCGACAAGUGACCUCUACAACUAAGUCAUGCAGGGAGAAAACUGAGCUCACCCCUGACCAGCAGAACCUUCUACAUUAUAUCAUGGACUCGUAUAGCAAGCAGAGGAUGCCCCAGGAAAUAACCAAUAAAAUUUUAAAAGAAGAGUUCAGUGCAGAAGAAAAUUUUCUCAUUUUAACGGAAAUGGCCACUAGUCAUGUACAGAUUCUUGUUGAAUUCACCAAAAAGCUACCAGGAUUUCAGACUUUGGACCAUGAGGAUCAGAUCGCUUUGCUGAAAGGGUCGGCAGUUGAAGCUAUGUUUCUCCGGUCGGCUGAGAUUUUCAAUAAGAAACUUCCAGCUGGACAUGCUGACCUGCUGGAGGAAAGAAUUCGAAAGAGUGGUAUCUCUGAUGAAUAUAUAACACCUAUGUUUAGUUUUUACAAAAGUGUUGGCGAAUUGAAAAUGACUCAGGAAGAGUAUGCUUUGCUUACAGCAAUUGUCAUCCUCUCCCCAGACAGACAAUACAUAAAGGACAGGGAGGCGGUCGAGAAGCUGCAGGAGCCACUGCUUGAGGUGUUACAAAAACUGUGCAAGAUUCAUCAGCCGGAAAACCCUCAACACUUUGCCUGUCUCCUGGGCCGCCUGACGGAACUGCGGACAUUCAACCAUCACCAUGCGGAGAUGCUAAUGUCCUGGAGAGUGAAUGAUCACAAGUUCACCCCACUGCUCUGUGAAAUCUGGGACGUGCAGUAAUGCAGGAGUAGGGACCAGGGCUAGCCCUCUAUUUCCUUUGUAAUAGAAAUUUGAUGUAUAACAUUCCUUCAUUUGUACCUAGUUCCACACA